AUGGCAUCCCAGCACAGCGUCUUAUUAAUUAGGAGGGUGCACGGCAUGACUGCCAUCAGAAUUGUGAGGGGAUACCGCACAAUUUCUGGGGCUGUGGCGAAGUUCCUUGCGGAGUUCCCAAGCCGGGAAGUUUAUGUUGGCACUAGGGGGCUGGGGAACGGCGGAGGCGCUGCGGUGGUAAAGAUGCAUGCGCAGCAGAAGCUGCUUGCGCGAUGGCGCUCCUCUGGAGACAGAGGGAAUGACGGGACGGCGAAAUGCGAACACGGGGUUCCGGCAGCAAGGGUUGGGGACGCAGAAUAG
Messenger RNA from Heterotrigona itama, 300 nucleotides. Lineage: Eukaryota; Metazoa; Arthropoda; Insecta; Hymenoptera; Apidae. The record is from the annotation of a GenBank genome assembly.